Molecule: messenger RNA, 2892 nt
Organism: Durusdinium trenchii
Lineage: Eukaryota; Dinophyceae; Suessiales; Symbiodiniaceae
Source: the annotation of a GenBank genome assembly
AUGAGGCACUUUGACGAGCGCAGACGCAGACGACUGAGUCUGAGUGCUCCUGACCCGAAAGUAUUUGGGGCAACACAGCCGAGCCGAAAAGGGCAAUCAGCUGGCCGCAAUGAAGCGGCGCUUGCUCCAGAAGACAGGCAGUCACCCGUGUGCUUGGCGCAGGUCUUAGUCUUGGCGGACGUGGUGGAUGGCAAUCGACGUGCUCAAGCAACGACGAGAGCGGGAAAAUAUUUGAUGACAUUCUCAGACGAUUACUUGGACCGGCCAAAACAGUACAUGGAGGACUUCCAACGACGUCGCCAGGAUGCUGCAGGGACAGAGGUGCUGGAGCCAGAUAGUUCUGAGGCCAAGGACCUUUUGCCGGUGUCGUUGGAGAAACGCUAUGUGCCUCGGAAUGCCUUAAGGCAAGAGUUGGACUAUUUGGUUCAGCACACGUUGCGACAUGUGCAGCUGCCCUACUUUUUGGAUGAUGAUGAGAAGAAGGCCUUUGACCAGGCUAUCAGUGAGGCGGGUGGCGAUUCCGCAGCUUCGUUUCGGACGGCGUCGUGGCACGGACUGACGGAAGGGGGUUGUAGGAUUUCUGUGGUCAGCGGCGUGACAAGGUUGGUAACACGAUCUCCGGUCCUGGCAGACUCCAUCCGAAAGCUUUUCGCGCAGAUGCAAGCUGGACCAGCUGGAGGUUCCACGGCGGACGAGACCAAUACCUUGGAGGACCUGGCAGGCAUCGAGCUGGGUGUGGUCAAGGAGGAGGAGCGGCGUCAGUUCCGACCUCCUCCCCAGAGCUUGCAAGAAGAUGUUUUCGACCCGGCUGAGUCUCCAGCCCCCUGGCACUGGGAUUGGGCACCUUUGAAACCAUGGUGGCGCACAGGUGAGCCCUUCUUCCGUCCGCAAACGGACUCUGGAAGCCGCGUGACGCGAGCUUUGCAACGACGAGGCCUGGAGGAGGGCCGAUUUGACAUGGAGUGGGAUCACCUCAGCUACGAAGAGUUCGAGGAGGAGUAUGUAACUGGCAAGGGGCCGGAUGGAAAGAGCUUGCAGCUUGGCAAUCAAGGGGAGCUCCAUCGCUACGACUGUACAGAUGUGGCUCGUGAUCUCCUCAAGCGAGCGCAGGCAGCACAGAGAUUGAAAGAUGGCGGCAAAAAGAUCCGGAAGUUUUUUGGAGUUUACGUUGAUGAAGUCCAGGACUUGUUGCCGGUGGAGCUGCUACUCCUGAAACUCGUGAGCGAUCGGAACGAAGGCUUCAUCUUUGCGGGCGACACAGCACAAACCAUCAGCAAAGGUGUGGAGUUCCGAUUUGAAAGCAUCCGACGCCUCUACUACGAGGAGUUUUGUGGAGGGAAGCAGCAUGAAUCAGAAGUCGUCAAUGUGAAGGAGGAGAAGUCUCGGAAGCUCCGCUACGGUGCCACCCCGGGCCUUCGAAAGAAGUUAGACUCGGCUGGUGCCGGGAAGAUCAACUGCCCUUUCGGGCAGGACGGGUCUUGGGAAGAGGCGCAGAAGAUCAUUUUCGCGAGGAAGCUGCAUUCGCCCGUGGGAGCGAAGAGUGUGCUGGGGGUGGAAAUGCAGAAGGGUCAUAGGAGAGCGGUCCUAGAGUUUGGAGCCAAGCAGGUGGUGCUUGUGUGGUCCGAAGAGAAGAAGCGGGAGAUGAAGGAAAAACUCACACAGUCGUUGGUGAUGACAAUCCACGAAUGCAAAGGUUUGGAGUUCUUCGAUGUCUUGCUGGUAGACCCCUUCAGCGACAUGAGUGGGUGCACCAACGAGUCACAGGCGCAGCAAAACUGGAACCUCAUCUUUGGCGUGUUUGAGAAGUUUGGCCUUCAGGUCUGCACAAACGAAAAGAAGAGGGCCCCAGCUUUCGUGGACGACAAACAUGGCUUGUUGUGCGCGUGGCUGAAGACUCUCUACGUUGGCAUCACACGUGCGAGGAAACGCGUGUGGAUUCUCGAAAGCCAAGAGCACGGCCAGUCACUGGUCCGCUUUUUGCAGGAGAUGGGUGUGGCCCAAAUCUGCAACGUUGGUGACGAUUUGGCAGGCUCACAGGGCUUUGCUGCGACUUCUACCAGCCAAGAAUGGUUUGAUAUGGGCCUGCAGAUGUUUCGUGAGUCUGGCAAUUACGAGCAGGCCAAGGUGGCUUUUGGGAAUGCUGAGAAAGCAAACUUUAUCCAGGCAACCCCGUGGAAGCUGUUGGCCGAAGCAGAGGAAUGCCGGAAACCUGCUCGGAUGGAUCACAGUCAGGCCGGUGCUGCGUAUGUGCGGUUGGCCGAGUGGCUGGAGAACGCCCUGGGAUCUAGUCAGCGGCAAGUGCAAGACGCUGCGAAGGAGGUGGGCGUGGAGGAGAAGAACCUCCGACCAAGUGAAGCGCGGCAGCGCGCAGCUGAGGGCUUUAUGGAAGCUAUGGACUGGUCACAGGCCAGCCGCGAGUUCGAAAAGGCCGGUUGCUUCUCUGAUGCAGCUGAAUGUGCUGAUGCACUGCAAAACUGGAAACAUGCGGGCAAGUUGUGGCGAAUGGCUGGCGAGGAUGAGCGUGCGCUUAAACGCUUCCAUCGAGCCGAAGCAUGGAACGACUUCGUGGAGGUAGCUGAGCAGGUGCCUGUGGAUGGGAAGCUUUCAGCGGAGGUCAAGGUGGAGCUAAUCACGCAUGCGUGCCGUGAAAUGGCAAAUCACUUGAAAAAGAACGGCCGGAGGAAACAGGACAAAGAGUCGAAGUCUACACUGAUAUGCUGCAUCCGCCUGCUCCCUGAGGAAGACCGGGAAGUCUUCUUAGAGACCCUGCAAUGGCAAGAGUUAACGAUGCAGGUAUACGAAGCAGACAAGCGCUACGAGAAGUGUGCGGCGAUCUCUUUGGAGAUCCGCGACUGGAAGAAGGCAAGGCAGCAAGGCCAAGCAAACCAGUGA